Messenger RNA from Cutaneotrichosporon cavernicola, 1824 nucleotides. RefSeq lists its product as uncharacterized. NCBI's taxonomy places the organism in Eukaryota, Fungi, Basidiomycota, Tremellomycetes, Trichosporonales, Trichosporonaceae. The transcript has 3 exons. Gene Ontology annotation, molecular function: CoA-ligase activity. Gene Ontology annotation, biological process: secondary metabolic process. Bases 1 to 1824 code for a protein of 607 amino acids. The record is from RefSeq and is a predicted model, not a curated record.
AUGGCGAAGAAACAGCUCUCGUACGCCGAGUGCGAUGCGCUCAUCACGGCUCCCGGCACCGAGUUUGAGAUGGUGACCGUUAUGGAGAACGGGAGUCCCCAGCGUGUGUGGAAGCACGCACCCCCCGACUUCCGUACCUUUUUCGAGGAAUCGAUGCAGAAGUGGAGCGACCGGGUUCUGACCAACGAGCCAGUUCCCGAGCCAGCAGAGUACGAUGCGCGGCAGGACGUGACGUAUGGUCAGGCCCUCGAUAAUGCGUACAGGCUGGCUGCGUGGCUUCGCCAGCAGGGGGUCGGUAAGGGAGACCGCGUCGCUGUUAGCGGUAUCAACUCGUCGGCAUGGCUCACGUCUUUCGUGGCUGUCAACCUCCUCGGCGCAGUGCCCGUGUGCCUCAACUCUACUCUCGUUAAGGAUGCUCAGAUCCACUGCCUGGGCCUUACCAAGCCCAAAAUCGUGCUUGCCGACCAGAAGGAUGCGCAGGUCCUCUCCCCCAUCCGCAACGAGCUCAAGGCCGCAGGCGUCGGACCCCUCUACUCGUGGGACAACCUCGACCACCUGCCGGCCGAUGCGCGGGCUGGCUUCACCUCGCUCGACUACGCCACACUCAAGGUCAACCCCCAGACACUGGCGGACGUCAAGGCCAAGAAAGGCUGUGCCGUCCAGCCCACGGACGACGCACUUAUUCUCUUCACGUCUGGCACAACCAGCCUGCCCAAGGGUGUAAUGAUCACUCAGCGCCAGGGCAUGCAACACAUACACACCGCGUCGAUCCCCGCUGCCCGCGCCGCCCUCCGUGCCGGCGCACCCGUCGAAAUGGCACUUGGGGCCCACGCACCGCCUCCCGAACCGCUUACUGUCCUCAUGCCCGUUCCAAUGUUCCACGUGACGGGUCUUCUGGCCGUGACGGUACGCGUCUUCUUCGCGGGCUCCAAGCUCGUAUUCCAGCGUCGCUGGAGUGUCAAGGACGCCGUCAAGCUCUGUGUCGACCACAAGGUUAACAUGGUUAGCGGCGUGCCCUCGAUCACGACCGCCAUUCUCCAGAGUGGUCUCCUCCCGCCAGACUUCCACUUCGCCGCACUCUCGUACGGCGGUGCAGCACCGGCCAAGCGUCUUGCCGGCGAUGUCAAGGAUCGUUUCCCGGCCGCCUUCAUCAACCACGGAUGGGGCAUGACCGAGGCUGCGGGUUUACACAUCGCCAUCAGUGGACAGGAUUACAUUGAUCGUCCAGACGCCGUUGGCGUGGCAAUCCCCAUCGGCGGAAUGCGUAUCGUCGGCGAAAACAGGAAAGAGGUACCCUUCAACACGUUGGGCGUGCUGCACAUCCGCGGCGGCAACCUCGCAAAGGGAUACCUUGACAAUCCCAAGGCCAACGCCGAGGCAUACACCUCUGACGGGUGGUUCGACACUGGCGACGUGGGCAUCAUUGACGACGACGGUAUCCUGUACCUCCGCGACCGCGCCAAGGACAUGAUCAUCCGCGGUGGGGAGAACAUUGCCUCGGCCGAGGUCGAGAAUGCCGUCACUCAGGACCCGCGCGUUGCUGAGGCCGCGGCCGUCCCCGUCCCCGACCCGGUUCUCGGCGAGCUCGUCGCUGUCGGCGUGUCCCUCGCUCCGGGAGUGACUGCGACCCCCCAGAGCAUCAUUGAUGAGGCUGACAAGCGCCUGCGUUACCCGGCAAGGCCGGUGUUUGUCGUUCUGUGGGAUGGUGAUCUGCCGCACAACGCCAACGGCAAGUUCCAGAAGAACGAUAUUAAGGAGUUGGUUCAACGCAAGUGGAAGGAGCAGGGUGGGAAGCGCAUUGGCCCAGUCAAGGCGCGGUUGUAA